GUGUGUGCUUUGGGUGUGUGUGUUAGUGGACAUUUUAUGUGUGCAUUUUUGUGUCUGUAUGUAUGUUCAUUGCACUGAAAAGGGGAAAAGUGUGACCUACUGCCCCAAUAAAUGUGGCCAGGUCCAACUGACCCGGGAGGAUCCAAAACGCAAAUUAUAUAUUAGUCCGAACACACAGUUCAACGAAAAUAGACAAAAUAAAUUUUACUUGCAAAGUUCAUAAUUUGGAACAAUCCUGGUAAAUUUCAGGCAAAUAUGUGCAAGAAAACCCAAGUUAUGACACGUUAAACUUUCAUUAAACCUUCCAGCAGGGUCAGGUAGACCCGAGGAAAAUAGGAAGGUUAAGUAUCAUUCGUUUUUUUCUUAGGCACAAACUACAGAGUAAAGAUGUAAAAGGUAAAAACAUGAUAAAUUUAGACAUAGAAUAAGUAGUAAACAUGGAAAUAAACAAGAAAUAAAAUGACCUUUGCAGUGGUGUCAGUACAAUACAUUAACCAACCCUAACUCUAACUAACCCUAACUAACUCUAACAAAUAUAAACACUAAAUGAAUCGUAAUGCUCUGUUUCUAUCAUUAUACUUUUAAGACCUUUCUGACUGUCAGUGUGAAUGUAGAGGAUGUUUCAGAGACUCCACUUUCCAGAACAUACUGUGUGUGUGUGUGUGUGUGUGUGUGUGUGUGUGUGUGUGUGUGUGUGUUUGUGUGUGUGUGUGUGUGUGUGUGUGUGUGUGUGUGUGUGUGUGUGUGUGUGUGUUUGUGUGUGUGUGUGUGUGUGUGCGUGCGUCUUCUAAAUGCUUGAAAUGUCGACAUAUAAAUAUUCAUUAUAUAUUUAGUUAUUAAUGAACCGCUCGGUGCUCAGCCAAUCAGGUGAUAGCACUGUGAUUGACAGGCUAAUUAUCCAAUGAUCGCAGUCUGUCCUCUUCUUCACAAACCUUCUCGCCUUCUCACAUUGAGCGAAUGGAGCUGCGCGUACACAGCCUGAACUACACCGGAUCACGCGCGACUGCCGUCUAUCUAUCAGCCCGAAGCACGACUUCUUGUUAGUAUCCAUUAAGAUGGACGUUUUACGUCCUGUUUGUGGAAAGAAGACUGUGAGCCCCGAUGACCCCUCUUUACCACCUCUGACAUCUCCUCCUCUCAUGAAAGACUCCUCUCACUCACCUGUUGUCACUGCCAGACCUUCUCAUGGACAGGUGCGCCGGGGCUUUGCAGCAGUGGCAAAGCGGGUGAUUCAGGAAGAGAGGAAGAGGAAGGAGGAAAAACAGGAUAGGGUGGAGCAGGAAGAGGAGUCGGCUGAAGAAGACCUGAGCUUUGAGGAGCUUCUAGAGAAAGCUAAAGCAGGAGAUCCUAAAGCCCAAAGCAAUUUGGGUAAAUACCAUCUGAAGUUAGGGGAAGAUUGUGAGGCUGAUGUAAAUAACCAGAUAGCUGUUGAUUGGCUGGUGAGAGCAGCAAAACAGGGACGAGGAGAUGCAGCAAAACUACUACAACAUUGCUGGACCCUAAAAAAAGGUAUCACUCAGCAAAAUGAAGCUGAAGUCCGUUCACUGUCAAGGGAGAGUAAGUUUGAGCAGGCAGUUCGCCGAGCAGCAAUGACCAUGUAUUGGAAGUUGAACCCAGACAGGAAAGAGAAAAUGGACAAAAGAGAAAUAUUGCAGAAUGUCAGUCAGGUCAACAGUGAAACAGGUGCAGAUUGUAUUAGAACUUCAGAUGUCCAGACACAGAGAAAAGUUUUGGAGGCAAUGGUGUCUGAAGAGCCAAACAGUCAGUAUGUAGAUGUGGAGGGGUUUGUGGAGAUGACGAAAAAAUACACAGAGAACAUCACACAGACACCAGAGAGUAAAGACACUGUGAGCAGAGGAGUGUGUGACUGGGAUGAUUUAACAACACUGGACAAGCAGAAGGGGGUGUGUCCUGUAUCUCAAAGGAAGAGUGUGUGGCCUGGUAGGCAGAUGAUGCUGGAAACAAAAUGCAGCAUGAAGAAAGCCAUAGAUAUCCAAUCCUAUUUCCUGGGUCUACAAUAUCCUCUCCACUUGAUCCUGGAUGUAAAGGAGCACCUGGUGGACUGGGCUUCUCGUGCAGGUGUUCAGUGGCUGAGCACCAUCAUACCGACUCAACAUGUUAAUGCACUCGUCUUCUUCUUCAUCAUUUCUAACCUUACAGUUGAUAUUUUCUUCUUUUUCAUCCCUCUGCUUACGUUUUACCUGGCUUUUAUCUCCAUGGCAAUCUGCACACUGAGGGUGUUUCGUAGCAGUAAAUGCUGGCAGAACUUUAGUGCUUUAGCAGCUCUCCUGAGGCGUUUUGAACCCGAGCUGGACAUUCAGUCUCACUUUGGCUGGGGUCAGCUGGAACAGCACCUUUACUUCCUGGUUUCUGUGUGUUUUGUGAUCUUCAGUUUCCCACUGGCUGAUAAACGCUGGAUCCCAUGCUCAGAGCUCUGCACGGUGGCCAUGUUCUUCACAGCUCUUAGUUAUGCCUCUCUAACCCCAGCAGCAGCAUCGUACACACGCAGAGCCUUCAUCAUUGAGGUGGCCUCCUCUCUGUGUGCCCUAACAACACGCCUUCCUCAGGAAUUUAGGACGCUGCGGCUUUUAGGCCAAACAUUUGCAACAGUGCCAGUCGGAGAGUUGGUGGUACUUACGAUUAGCCUGCCUUGCCUGCUUUAUCUCUACCUUUUUUAUCUGUUCUUUAGCAUGGCCCGGAUGCAUGGAUUCCGAGGGACAUACUGCUUCCUGGUUCCCUACCUAGUGUGUUUUAUGUGGUUGGAGUUUGCAGUUGUUCUCCUGCAGAACUCCACUCUGAUUGGUCUGAUUCGCACUUGUGUUGCAUACUUCCUCUUUCUGUUUGCGCUGCCUGUACUGGCAAUGGGACUGGCGGCCAUGUUAAUGAUCCAGAUGGUAAAGUGGUUUGUGGAACUGGAGCUAACAAAGAUGUUGGUGACAUUGGCAGUGUGUGUGGUUCCUGUCACACUCCGUCUGUGGACUCGCUUCAGUCUGUCAAUUCUGAGUGUGCUGCACUCCAUCACACACCGUGGCCCUGUCAAACUCAUCCUCUUGUGUUUGUGCUGUGUGUUUUUGGUGUGUCUGGGUUAUGUGUACAGUGCAGAGGGGCUGAAAGUGUAUAACUCCACACUGACAUGGGAGCAGUACAACACAGUGUGUGGUCCCCCUGCAUGGAAACAAUAUGGCAUCCCACACACUCAAAUCCUCUGCAGUCACCUGGAAGGACACAGAGUCACAUGGAGUGGAUGGUUUCUGGGUGUCCGAGUUGCUGAGACAGAGAACGGAGCUCAGUCACUCAUCAACUUGCUGCCUGUGUUCAUGGGUGAUUGGCUGCGUUGCCUCUAUGGCGAUGAAUAUCCGUCCUGUGAGAGGCAGAAUGUUAGCAAUUCACUGCAAGAACAAACAAGUGUAAAUGCGUCAGUUCUCUUCCACAAGCGAGAGGAAGAGGAACUCUGCCGCAUCAAACAUAUUGCAAAACACCACUGCCAUGUUAAACGCUUUGAUAAGUACCGCUUUGAGGUAACAUUGCGUCAUCCAGUCAGUGGAGCUGAGAUUGUAGACAGUGACAAUGACAUCAUCCUCCUUGCCAGCCAUGAGUUUAAGCAGGUAUUGCUGAACUUAAAUGAGGGCAGCAUGGUGGAGUUCAGUACCAAGUUGGAGGGGAAAUUGGGAUCCAAACUACCGAGACUGGAGCUAAAGGCAAUUCACUGUCUGAACUGCACAUCAUCGCUGCUGCCUGAAGGAAGACAAGUUAAAAUCGAACGCAACUGGAGGAAGAGUGUGCAGGCAGCCAUCAAAUUUGCCUUUGACUUUUUCUUCUCCCCCUUACUCUCAGCCAGGAUCAAGGUGUGAAGAAGAGCAGUGUAGUGUGUUCAGGUUCAUGUUAGGAUAUUAGUGAAGAAAUUCAUGGAAUGUACCAGGACUGGCAGAAGAUGGAGUAUUGUUUGUUGCACUUUUCAGUGCUGAUGUUUGUUGUGAAAACAUAUAGCUCACAUCAGCACCACACUAACACCACACUAAAUGUGUUACAUUUUUUCAUCAUUUAUAGUCACUCAUUUAGAGUGACUAUAUGUUUACAAUAUGUUGUCCAAAAGGUUCUGUUUAAGGCCACAUUUAUAUCACAUUUAUAGUUUUAUUAAUUCAAUGCUGAUAUGAUGAUAAUUAUCAGUUCAACUCAAUUCAACUGAAAAAUCAAAGAUUAGAAGUUUGGAUUAAUUUCUUUUAAAGUUAUUGCAGAUGUUGAUUUUGCUGUGAAACCAAAAAGCAUCAGGACAAUGUUAUGAAUCUGGGUGCUGGUUUAUUACUAGACUUGAAAAUAAAUUGAAUGAAGCUUAUUUACAUUUUAGAAAUUUAGUUUUUUAAUGAAUACAUUGUCUGAAAAAUAGACUUAUUUUUGUGUUAGGCUUUGCAUGAGUUCAGUUUGUGUGCAUAAAUUAAACAAAUAUUAGGCUGCAACAUCCUUAGCCCCAGUACCCAAUCCAGACCACCAGAGGGAAACCUCUCCUGAAUAUAGGACUUCCGGGUAACCACUCAGCACUCCUCGGUCACCGCUAUAUAAGCACACUCACCAUUAGCAUGUAGUGAAAUAUUGUUAGGUUGACCUCUGAUUCUGGGUUAGGGUUGGGGUUGGGGUUGGGGUUGGGGUUGGGGUUGGGGUUAGGGCUAGUUCUAGUUCUAAGCCUAACCUGGUUCUUCACUGUGUUUGAACUGUGUCUUCUUUAAUAUAACUGCAUAUGGAUUCAUCACAUUCUGCCUUCAUGUCACAUAGGCACAAAUAUUAUGCGUUUUUAAAUCUGGGCUAGUGUAUGUGUGUGUGUGUAUACAUACAUAAUGCUGUAAUCCAUUCACCUGUGAGUAAUUUAUUAAAACAGCACCACUGAUGUAGAA
This is a messenger RNA of Tachysurus fulvidraco (yellow catfish), 4886 nucleotides long. RefSeq names its product Wolfram syndrome 1a (wolframin) (gene wfs1a). Gene Ontology annotation, cellular component: endoplasmic reticulum membrane; endoplasmic reticulum. The coding region runs from base 1056 to 3851 and encodes 931 amino acids. Gene Ontology annotation, molecular function: protein binding. NCBI's taxonomy places the organism in Eukaryota, Metazoa, Chordata, Actinopteri, Siluriformes, Bagridae. Gene Ontology annotation, biological process: calcium ion homeostasis; endoplasmic reticulum unfolded protein response. The transcript has 10 exons. The record is from RefSeq and is a predicted model, not a curated record.